CUCUUCCAUGUGUUGUGGGGGAGUGGAGUCACUGGAGUGGCUGUGCAGAACAAUGUCAACCUGGUCUGCGGAUACGUAGGCGCUACGUACAACAGGAACCGAAAAACGGUGGGGAACCUUGUCCUGCCCUAGAGGAGAAGGCUGGCUGCCUGGAAUACCUGACUUACCAGGGAGAGGACUGUGGCCAUGAACACGUCCCUGCUUUCAUAACUACCUCUGAAUACAGUAAAGAAAGAAAACGACGAGCAACAUCUUCUCUCUGGCCUUCAGACAAAGAAGAAGCUGGAUAUUGUGUGGAAUUUAAAACAGAAUCCCUUUCACACCACUGUGCUUUGGAGAAUCGGCCGUAUGCGCGAUGGAUGCAGUACCUACGAGAAGGACAUACUGUGUGUGUUGCUUGCCAGCCUCCAGCUAUGAAUACUGACACACAUCAUUGUUCUGGAGAUGGCCAUAAUGCAGAUGGAGGUAAAAUCUUACACUGGGAAGCAGUUGGCAACUCUCAGUGCCAAGGAACCUGGAAGAAGAUUCGGCAACUGGAGCACUGUUCAUGUCCCCUUGUGCAUAGCUUUAUUUUCACGUAA
Messenger RNA from Antrostomus carolinensis (chuck-will's-widow), 581 nucleotides. RefSeq names its product somatomedin B and thrombospondin type 1 domain containing (gene SBSPON). NCBI's taxonomy places the organism in Eukaryota, Metazoa, Chordata, Aves, Caprimulgiformes, Caprimulgidae. The record is from RefSeq and is a predicted model, not a curated record. The transcript has 4 exons. The annotation marks the transcript as partial.